AUGUCCAUUUUUGGUGGCUCCCACUAUUCUUCUGAUGAUGCUUUGGUGAACUACAGGGUGAAGAAACUUGCUUAUGCCUGUAUUCAGGCUACACAUCAUAAUAGGUUUGCCUCAUGUGUUAUUUCUCGUCUUUUACAAGGUGGUACAUCUACUCGCUCUCAGUCUCUCAUCUGUGCAAAAGACGUGAAUGCCCUCCUCAUGCUCAACACCCAAAAUAGCCCUAGAAGACAUCAGUUAAAGGAUCAAUUGUUAUCAACAUAUUUGGACUCAAAUACACCAAAAAGUAUCUUGUUGAAAGCAGCUGCACUGUUGAUUGAUCCCAAGCUUCCUUGGUCUUGUAAGAUAGCCAGUUAUCUUUUGCAACAAAACAUAUAUAAGAUUUUCCGGGAGAUUGUUAUUACAGGAAGGGAAAGUUUAAACUCUGAAAGCCGAAUUGGAAGUGUAUCUUUAAUGGAGCGUGUUCUUGCCCUAGUUGUUACUCAUACUGGUCAAGGGCAUUGUGUUUGUCCAGAUAUUGACCUUCAAUGGAGUUUUGCCUCCCAAAUUCUAACAAUUCCUUUUCUAUGGCAGAUUUUUCCUCACCUAAAGGAGACUUAUGUUUCACAGGGGCUAUGUCAGUAUUAUCUUCAUAAAAUGGCAACAUGUAGUCAAAAUUAUGAAAAAAUAUUACCUGUUGACAUAUCAGCUGAGCUCCCUGGUUAUGCAUGUCUUCUUGGAAAUUUACUGGAAUCAGUUGGAGUUGCUUUGAUUCGCCCUUCAUACAUAGAUAUAGAUAUAGACGGCCUUGCAGAUAAUGAGCUUUUUGUGUAUGAGAAUCUUGAAUUUCUAUACUUCAUCAAAAUACCUGCAAAUGAUACAGAAAGAAAAGCUUAUUUGCAUUCUCUUGCAUCACCUCACGUGCUAAUCAAGAACAAAGUUAGGAAUGAAGAAAAAGAUUCAUCAUAG
Lactuca sativa (garden lettuce) is the source of this 945-nucleotide messenger RNA. The record is from RefSeq and is a predicted model, not a curated record. Lineage: Eukaryota; Viridiplantae; Streptophyta; Magnoliopsida; Asterales; Asteraceae.